This is a messenger RNA of Penicillium macrosclerotiorum, 2469 nucleotides long. RefSeq names its product peptide alpha-N-acetyltransferase complex A subunit NAT1. The coding region runs from base 1 to 2469 and encodes 822 amino acids. Gene Ontology annotation, cellular component: cytoplasm; NatA complex. The transcript has 4 exons. NCBI's taxonomy places the organism in Eukaryota, Fungi, Ascomycota, Eurotiomycetes, Eurotiales, Aspergillaceae. The record is from RefSeq and is a predicted model, not a curated record. Gene Ontology annotation, biological process: N-terminal peptidyl-methionine acetylation. Gene Ontology annotation, molecular function: protein binding; protein-N-terminal amino-acid acetyltransferase activity.
AUGCCGCAACCAUUGAGCUCCAAGGACCAGGCCUUGUUCCGUCAAGUGGUUCGCAACUUUGAGCUUAAGCAAUACAAGAAAGGCAUCAAAACGGCAGAGCAGGUUCUUCGUAAGAACCCUAAUCAUGGCGAUACACAGGCGAUGAAGGCUCUUAUCAUGAGCAAUAUGGGCCAGUUGGAGGAGGCUUUUGUGUUGGCCAAGGAAGCCUUGCGGAACGACAUGAAGUCGCACAUCUGCUGGCACGUGUACGGAUUACUAUACCGACAGGAGAAGAACUACGAGGAGGCGAUCAAAGCUUACCGCUUCGCCCUUCGCCUCGAACCUGAAUCCCAGCCUAUUCAGCGCGACCUUGCACUCCUUCAAAUACAGAUGCGGGACUUCCAAGGAUACAUCCAGAGCCGAAGCGCGAUGCUGCAAGCCCGGCCAGGAUUUCGCCAAAAUUGGACAGCUUUGGCGAUCGCUCACCAUUUGUCAGGAGAUUUGGAGGAAGCCGAGAAGGUUUUAACAACAUUUGAGGAUACUUUGAAGGGAACUCCACCCGUGGCGGAUAUGGAACACUCUGAGGCUUGCUUGUAUAAGAACACAAUCAUUGCAGAGACUGGAAAUAUCGAGCGGGCUCUGGAGCACCUCGAGAAGGUCGGUUACCGGUGUACAGAUGUUCUCGCAGUCAUGGAAAUGAAGGCGGAUUACCUCCUGCGACUUGGCCGCAAAGCCGAGGCCGAGGCGGCCUACACUGCCCUUUUGGAGCGCAACCCUGAGAAUUCUAUUUACUACAAUGGCUUGAUCCAGGCCAAGGGUAUCCCGGAGAAUGACCAGAAAGCUCUAAAGGCAUUGUACGAUGAGUGGGUGGAGAAGAACCCCCGAGGUGAUGCAGCUCGUCGCAUUCCUCUCGAUUUCCUUGAAGGGGAAGAUUUCAAGCAGGCCGUCGAUGCCUAUAUGCAGCGUAUGCUCAAAAAGGGUGUUCCGUCUCUAUUUGCCAACAUCAAGCUCCUUUACUCCAACCCUGCCAAGCGUGAUACCGUCCAAGCGUUGGUGGAGGGCUAUAUCUCCGGCAAGUCCACCUCCCAGCAAAAUGGCUCUGCUGAGGGCAAGGAUGAGUUCCUAGCUUCAUCUUACUAUUUCCUUGCUCAGCAUUACAACUAUCACCUCAGCCGUAACCUCACCAAGGCCAUGGAAAUGGCUGUGGAGUACCAGAUGACCAAGGCCCGUAUCUGGAAGCACUACGGAAACUCUGUGAAGGCGGCGGAGGAGAUGGAGAAGGCCCGUCUUCUGGACGAGAAGGAUCGGUACAUUAACACCAAGGCCGCGAAGUAUCAGCUCCGCAACGACGAGAAUGACAAGGCGUUGGACAACAUGAGCAAGUUCACACGCAACGAGACUGUCGGCGGAGCUUUGGGUGAUCUGCAUGAGAUGCAGUGUGUGUGGUAUCUGACCGAGGAUGGCGAAUCCUAUCUGCGUCAGAAGAAGCUGGGCCUGGCGCUUAAGCGUUUUCACGCUGUCAACACCAUCUUUGACACCUGGCAGGAGGACCAAUUCGACUUCCAUAGCUUCUCCCUUAGGAAGGGUAUGAUCCGCGCGUAUGUCGAUAUGGUCCGCUGGGAGGACCGUCUUCGUGACCACCCCUUCUACUCGCGGAUGGCCCUCUCUGCCGUCCAGGCAUACCUGCUUCUCAAUGACCAGCCCGACCUGGCUCAUGGCCCUAUCACUGAGGUGAACGGUGCUGAUGGUCAAGAUGAUGCAGAGCGCAAGAAGGCCCUCAAGAAGGCCAAGAAGGAGCAACAGCGUCUGGAAAAGAUCGAGGCCGACAAGCGCGAAGCCCGGAAGGCUGCUGCUGCCAACGCCAAGGGCGCUGAUGGAGAGGUCAAGAAAGAGGACGCGGAUCCCCUUGGCAAUACUCUUGUUCAGACCAAGGAGCCUCUCAAGGACGUCAUGAAGUUCUUGACACCCCUCCUCGAUCUCAGUGCCCAGAACAUCGAGGCCCAAUGCCUCGGUUUCGAGGUUUAUAUUCGUAAAGAAAAGCACUUGCUUGCUCUCAAGAGUCUGUCGGCAGCACAUGCUAUAGACCCCUCUAACCCUACUCUUCACCUCCAGCUUUUGCGAUUCCGCAAGGCUCUUGAUAACCUGUCUGAGCCCCUCCCGGCUCAAACCGCCGAGGUUGUCAAUGCCGAAUUCGAGAAACUUCUUCCUAAAUCUCAGAACCUGGAGGAGUGGAAUGAGUCUUACCUUUCGGCCAACAAGGCCAGUGCUACUCAUGUGCACGCUGCCUUGUCUGCCCGCCAACUCCUGAAGCCGGACUCCAAGCCGCAGUGCGAGAAAGAAUUGCUUGCCACCCUUGACUCUUCCAGCAUUACCAUUGACGAAGCUGCCGCCGCUUUCGAGUUGUUCAACAAGUUCAGCUGUGACAAGACCGCCUACGUCCAGAAGGCGAAUAAGAAGUGGCCCGAAUCUUCCGUUUUCCAGCUGAACUGA